This is a messenger RNA of Pyrus x bretschneideri (Chinese white pear), 2279 nucleotides long. Its product is annotated as probable xyloglucan galactosyltransferase GT11. Gene Ontology annotation, molecular function: glycosyltransferase activity. The transcript has a single exon. Bases 276 to 2117 code for a protein of 613 amino acids. NCBI's taxonomy places the organism in Eukaryota, Viridiplantae, Streptophyta, Magnoliopsida, Rosales, Rosaceae. The record is from RefSeq and is a predicted model, not a curated record.
UCCGGACAUUAACUUUUUCUGCUGAAACACAUACAAACCUUUUCAAACCCUUGCAUUUCAUUUUCUUGCCUCUAAAUGCAUCUAAUUCCACAUCAAAUAUUCAUCUUUUUUCAAUCAAAAACACCAUUAAUCUUUUGAUAUUCCUCAUUUUUCUCACAUGGGUUGGUUCUGUUUCUUGCACCUGUCACACUGUUCCAUAGAGUUUUCUUAAUCCUCAUUGAUCCAAGAUUUACAGAAGGUAGACAAUUACGACGGCUUAUCGGAGAAGGUUACGAAUGAGGGCCUUUCGUGACAACAUGGGAAGGCCUUUCGUGACAUUUUCAGUGUGCCGCAACCAAUACUGGUUUGUAUGUGCCUCAUUCCUCAUCUGGUUUCUAUUGCUUUGUGUAUACCACUCGCAGUUCAUGGUAGGAAAGAGCCUGAUUGCAUUGUUAGGUAAUCACAAUAUCAACAUUUCUGUCGAUGUUGCUAGUGAGUCUGAUGAUCUCAUUGAUUCGGUUUCUCUGCCCGAAGAAAUCAAUGAAAGUAGUAGCAGAAAAUCUAGAGAUGAUGCUCAUAUGAACAUUGUUUUCAAUGACCGAAGUGGUGGGGAUUUUAAUCUGAGAACGAAAGAUGUUUUCGGAAUCACAGAACAUGGCUUUGAAAAAUUUGGGCACCUUUCUAAGAAGGAAUCAGAGCCUCGUGGCAGAAAUGAUCAAGCACGCGAUCUGAGCGAAAAUAAAGCUCAAUCCGAGAAAGGGGAUGAUGCCGUUAAGCCAGAAGAACAUGUGGUUGAAAGGGUUGAAUCGGAUUCGGAAUCCGUUUCUGAAUCAUGCUUAGGUAAAUACAUUUAUGUUCAUGACAUCCCCAGCAAAUUUAACAAGGACUUCUUGAAGAAAUGUGGUUCGCUUAGCAAUUGGACUGACAUGUGUGAGCUCGCAUCAAACUUUGGUCUUGGUCCCCGUCUUUCGAAUUUUGAAAAAGUUUACUCAAACACUGGUUGGUUUGCUACAAAUCAGUUCUUGUUAGAGGUCAUAUUUCACAGCAGAAUGAAGCAGUACAAUUGUUUGACAAAAAACUCAUCCCUAGCUUCAGCCAUUUUCGUACCUUACUACGCUGGCCUAGACGUCGCACGCUACCUUUGGGGAUCGAGCAUUUCCAUGAGAGAUUCUGGUUCACUUGAGAUUGCGAAAUGGCUGACAGAAAAACCAGAGUGGAAGAAAAUGUGGGGGAGAGAUCAUUUUAUGGUGGCAGGAAGAAUUACUUGGGAUUUUCGGAGAUGGACUGACAAGGAUUCAGAGUGGGGAACGAAGCUUAUGCUUUUGCCCGAAUCGAAAAACAUGACAAUGUUGGCAAUAGAAUCCAGCCCUUGGAACAGCAAUGACUUUGCCAUACCAUAUCCAACAUACUUCCACCCUUCAAAAGACAUUGAGGUGUUCCAAUGGCAGAACCGAAUGAGGAGGCAGAAGCGGCGCAUAUUGUUCUCCUUCGCUGGCGGCCCUAGGCCUAAUCUCCAAAACUCAAUCCGCAACGAAAUCAUAGACCAAUGCAAGGCAGCAAGGAGGAAAUGCAAGCUCCUAGAAUGCACAUCCGGUCCGGACAAGUGCCACAAGCCGGUUUUUGUCAUGAAAAUGUUCCAAGGCUCCGUCUUCUGCAUGCAGCCUCCCGGGGACUCUCUAACCCGAAGAUCAAUCUUCGAUUCAAUCCUCGCAGGCUGCAUUCCAGUGUUCUUCCACCCAGGGUCCGCGUACGUUCAAUACCUAUGGCAUCUCCCCAAGGACUACACCAAAUACUCAGUCCUCAUACCAGCAUUCGACAUAAAGAAAGGGAAGGUGAGCAUUGAGAGGAUACUCAAUAACAUUCCGAGGCAGAAAGUUUACGACAUGAGAGAGGAGGUUGUGAAGCUGAUUCCUAGAGUGAUAUACGCCGAUCCAGGCUCCAGAUUGGAGACGCUGGAGGAUGCAUUCGACAUUGCGGUUAAAGGGGUUCUUGAGAGAGUGGAAACAAUUAGGAAGGACAUGAGAGAAGGGAAGAACACAAGCUUCGAUUACGCAGAGAAAGUGAGUUGGAAGUACAAUUUGUUUGGGACUGUGGAGGAACAUGAGUGGGAUCCUUUCUUUGAGAGACAACAUUUUUAAAUCUUGCCUUAGCUAGGCAGAUGAGAGUCUCUAGUUUAAUCAAAUCAAAGAAAAGGUAAACUAGUUUGUUCUUUUUCUCUCACACGUACAAUUUAUUGGUGUUCGGAAUUACUAAGCUUUAACCUUGAAAUUCUUUCAUCACUGGUAAUUUGACAAGAUCAA